Molecule: messenger RNA, 324 nt
Organism: Penicillium expansum
Lineage: Eukaryota; Fungi; Ascomycota; Eurotiomycetes; Eurotiales; Aspergillaceae
Exons: 2
Coding region: 1-324 (107 amino acids)
Source: RefSeq, a predicted model, not a curated record
AUGAAAUCCAUCUCCACCUCCCUCGUCUUAUUCCUGUGCUUCUUGACAGCCAUGGUUGAAGGUCUCACCCGUUACCAAGCCACACCCCCAAGCGAUGCCAUCGUCUGUCAUGACAGACAGGCUCUUAACGAUCUGGCCUCGGCCCACCCGGAUGGGCUUCUUUAUCCCGAGAAUGGAGGCUACUACCUGAAGGAUGGGGAUGAAGUCGUCGUUGGUAUCGCAAGCGACGAUCUUUGCACGGAGCUGGACGGUGCCUUUGCUAGCGUGGAAGCAAAAAUUGCCCAAGAAGUCACCCUCGCUGCUUCAAUCACGCCCAUUGUCUGA